Molecule: messenger RNA, 1053 nt
Organism: Solanum dulcamara
Lineage: Eukaryota; Viridiplantae; Streptophyta; Magnoliopsida; Solanales; Solanaceae
Product: probable WRKY transcription factor 48
Exons: 3
Coding region: 32-826 (264 amino acids)
Biological process (GO): regulation of DNA-templated transcription
Molecular function (GO): sequence-specific DNA binding; DNA-binding transcription factor activity
Source: RefSeq, a predicted model, not a curated record
UCCUAAAAACCCCUCUACAUUAUUUGUCUCCAUGGAGAAGGAAAAUAAUGUAAAAAGAGAUAUGAUUACUUCAAUUGGAAAUGGAAAUUCCACUACAUUUCUCAUGAAUAAUCAAAUAAGCUCCAACACAAUGUUUGAUAUUGAAAAAGAUUAUUCAUUAAGUUAUUUAUUAGAAUCUAUGUUUGGUGUUGAUGAACAUCAAGAUUGUGAUUUACUAAUGAUUCCAUCUCAUCAUCAACUGCAGCAGCAACAACAACAUCGUAUUAUUACUUGUUCAUCACCUCCAGAAUCAUCAUCAAUAUCUGAUCAUCACUUCAUUAAUUUCCCAGUGACUCCCAAAACAGUAAACAAACAGCAAGAUCAUGAAGACAAGUAUAAGAAACAGUUAAAACCUAAUAAGAAUAACCAAAAGGGGAAAAGAGAGCCAAGAUUUGCAUUCAUGACAAAGAGUGAAAUUGAUCACCUGGAUGAUGGUUUUAGAUGGAGGAAAUAUGGCCAAAAAGCAGUAAAAGACAGCCCCUUUCCAAGGAGCUACUAUCGUUGCACAACAACAUCAUGUGGUGUGAAGAAGAGAGUGGAAAGAUCAAUUCAAGAUCCUUCAAUAGUUGUUACAACUUAUGAAGGUGUACACACACAUCCGUGCCCCGUAAUGCCUCGCGGGUGGGUCGGAGUUCAGCCGGUAACCACCACCUAUGGUGGUGCCGUUGGCGGUGGAGGAAGAAGUUAUUAUGGUGAUUCCCCUUCCUUAUUUUCAACUAAUCAAGAAAGAAAGUUUUGGAAUUCUUCUAAUUCCUCUUUGGCUAAAUAUGAUCAUGGACUUCUUUAAGAUAUGGUGUCAUCAAAUAUGAGAAGAGAUCGAUCUUAUAGAAGAGUAGGAAAAGAGAGAGAUUUAUAUAGUCGAUCUCAAUUUAUUUGAGACUGAAUUGCAUAGUAAUUGUUGUUGUAUAAUGACUAGUUUUUAGCUUAAUUAAUGGUAGCAAGUUCUUUUAUUAAAUGGUGUUAUUUUUUCAUGUUGAGAAUUCUUUGUAGUUUUCGAAGAUUUUGGUUUUUGUA